AUGGCCAUCACCAAGAUCCACGCCCGCUCGGUCUACGACUCUCGCGGCAAUCCCACCGUUGAGGUCGACAUCGUCACCGAGACUGGCCUUCACCGUGCCAUUGUCCCCUCAGGUGCCUCCACAGGCUCGCAUGAAGCGUGUGAGCUGCGCGAUGGCGAUAAGUCGAAGUGGGGCGGCAAAGCAGGCGUGACCAAGGCCGUUGGCAACGUCAAUGAUAUCAUCGCACCUGCCCUCAUCAAGGAGAGUCUCGACGUCAAGGACCAGUCCAAGGUCGAUGACUUCCUGAACAAGCUCGAUGGGACCAAGAAUAAGGAGAAGUUGGGCGCCAAUGCCAUUCUGGGUGUCAGCAUGGCUGUUGCCAAGGCUGCCGCCGCUGAGAAGGGUGUUCCCCUCUAUGCUCACAUUUCCGACCUUGCUGGUACGAAGAAGCCAUACGUGCUGCCCGUCCCCUUCCAGAACGUUCUCAACGGAGGCUCUCACGCUGGUGGCCGCCUCGCCUUCCAGGAGUUCAUGAUCGUCCCUUCUCAGGCGCCAUCGUUCACCGAGGCGAUGCGUCAGGGAUCAGAGGUCUACCAGAAACUCAAGGGUCUUGCCAAGAAGAAGUACGGACAGUCCGCGGGCAACGUCGGUGACGAGGGCGGUGUGGCUCCAGAUAUCCAGUCGCCUGAGGAGGCUCUUGAUCUCAUCUCCGAAGCCAUCGAGGCGGCCGGCUACACUGGCCAGGUCAAGAUCGCUAUGGACGUCGCGUCGAGUGAAUUUUACAACACCGAGGAGAAGAAGUACGACUUGGAUUUCAAGAACCCAGACAGCGACAAGAGCAAGUGGCUCACCUAUGAGCAACUCGCCGACAUGUACAAGUCGUUGGCUAGCAAGUACCCGAUCGUCAGUAUCGAGGAUCCAUUCGCUGAGGAUGACUGGGAGGCGUGGAGCUACUUCUUCCAGAAUUCUGACUUCCAGAUCGUUGGUGAUGAUCUGACUGUCACCAACCCCGAAUUCAUCAAGAAGGCCAUCGAGACCAAGGCUUGCAACGCGCUCCUACUUAAGGUCAACCAGAUCGGUACCAUUACCGAGGCCAUCCAGGCCGCGAAGGACGCAUUCGGUGCCGGCUGGGGUGUCAUGGUCUCGCAUCGUUCCGGAGAGACGGAAGAUGUCACCAUUGCGGAUAUCGUGGUUGGCUUGCGCGCGGGCCAGAUCAAGACCGGUGCUCCGGCAAGAUCUGAGCGUUUGGCCAAGCUCAACCAGAUCCUCCGUAUCGAAGAGGAGCUUGGCGAUCAGGCCGUGUAUGCUGGUGAGAAGUUCAGAACUGCCGUCAACAUGUAA
Coniosporium apollinis CBS 100218 is the source of this 1320-nucleotide messenger RNA. Its product is annotated as enolase. Gene Ontology annotation, cellular component: phosphopyruvate hydratase complex. NCBI's taxonomy places the organism in Eukaryota, Fungi, Ascomycota, Dothideomycetes. The record is from RefSeq and is a predicted model, not a curated record. Gene Ontology annotation, biological process: glycolytic process. The coding region runs from base 1 to 1320 and encodes 439 amino acids. Gene Ontology annotation, molecular function: magnesium ion binding; phosphopyruvate hydratase activity. The transcript has 3 exons.